AUGUAUCACUCUCAAGAUAAAUCGAACAAAACUAUUAAGAAAUUAUCAGUCCUGCUUACAAGUGAUCAGGACUUCUGCAACUACAGUCACUCUUCUAUUGAGGCCAUUGGAGGUCAUCUUGCUUAUCACUUGACUGAAGCUUCAGAAGAACUUAAAGAGCAGUGUCUCAAAGAGUCAGAAGAGAUUGGAGAUCCAAAAUAUCAAUACCCUAUUUUCUUUGACAGGCUUAUUCAUUCCAGGGCAAAAGAUAUCAAGGGUGUUAUCACUCUAAAAUUACCCGAUUCUGAUUGUACCUUGGUUCCUUCUAACUGCAGCAACAUCAAAGAAGGUGAUUUUUUUAAAAAGCUAUCUUUUGUUGAUAGUGCAAUUGUUACCUUCUCAGCAAUGAACAAAGCACUUCAUGAAGAGCUUGCCGAACAGAAUGAUUACAAAGACUUAUUCUGAAACAUGUUCACAUUUGGAAUCAAAGAAGUCAUAAUUGCUGUUGACAAUAUGGAUAUGGUUGAUUAUGAUGAAGAACAAUUUGAAUCUAUCAAAAGAACUAUUUCUAAUAUACUUCCUAAAAUUGGAUAUAGAUUGAAUAAAGUAAAUUUCAUUCCUAUAAGCUCGACCACAGAAGAUAAUAUCUGAGAAAACUCUUCGAACAUGCAAUGGUAUCAAGGCCCUUUGUUGUGAACUGCUGUUAACCAGCUCGCUCAAGCAAGAACUCUAUAUCACCCUUUUAAAUUUUUAUGAUCCGAAGCUUAUAGGGAGGAGAAAAAGACUACACUUUUUGAAGGAAAAGUCAUUGAAGGAUCAAUCACUGCAGGUAGCAAUAUCUAUGGGAUCAAACUCCCAAAGACCAAAGUACUUGAAAUAUUCAAGUUUGGUGAAUCUAUUUCUGAAGCAAAAGCAGGAGACUUUGUAACUUUAAAUGUUGGGAAAAAAUCAUUAAAGGAGAUCAAGUCCGAGCAUAUCCUGACUGAUGUCCCAGUUCCUCCUCCUUCUAGCUUUGAUGCACAUUGUAUUUUCAUUAAAAUAAUCAAUGGAACAGCUGAAGAUCUCGACAAUAAAGACUACAUAACUGUAGGAUAUCAGUGUAGGCUCUCCAUUGGUGGAACUCAAACUUGCUGAGUAGUUUCUGAAAUUAUCAGCAAACUAGAUAAAAGAACUGGAAGGGUUUUAGAAGAAAAUCCGGAGAAGAUUUACAGUGGAGAUGCAGCUAUUUUUAAAAUAACUCCCUGAAAGCCGAUUAUAUGUUACUCUUUCAUAGAGAGUGCAAAACUAGGGAGACUCUUAGUGGGCAAUCAAGAAUCUCUUGCAGUUGGAAUUGUAAAAUCUAUUGAAUAA
This is a messenger RNA of Moneuplotes crassus, 1329 nucleotides long. The record is from the annotation of a GenBank genome assembly. NCBI's taxonomy places the organism in Eukaryota, Ciliophora, Spirotrichea, Euplotida, Euplotidae.